UUGAUACUCGUACAUAGAGCAGUACAGUAUUAACACAUUCAAACGGGUUGUCUGAUCCGUGAUUUGGAGGGAAAUAAUCGCACAAAUCUUUUGAUUGGAGUCUCAUCACGUCGAUUAACGACAGUCUGAAGUUUUCAUUUCGCGUUGAGUUCAAAUCGCCGUCUGCUGCAGCCUGAAGUACAGCUAGAACAACGGAGUUUACCUAUAGGAGUCAACGGCUACUGCAGAAAUGGCAGACAUAAGCGAAGCUCCACCUCCACCCCACUGGGGGAUAAACGGAGGGUCUCGUCCCACCGAUGAUCGACCGCCUCAUACCGAGAGCCGCCUAGCCUUGGCCCUGAGAAACCGACGUUAUUUCAUCGUGGUCUUGACACCAUUGAUCCUGUGUCCGAUUCCAAUCAUCAUUAGCAACCCGAUUGGUUACACUGCGUACAGCAUCAUGAUCAUGGCCGUCUUCUGGUGUACUGAAGCGAUCUCCAUCGCCAUAACAGCACUCCUUCCACUCGUUCUCUUCCCACUGUUCGGAGUGAUGUCAGCCAAGGUCGUCUCCGUCCAAUACUUAAAGGAUACCAACUUUCUCUUCUUUGGUGGUCUAUUGGUGGCGCUAGCCAUCGAGAAUUGUAACCUACAUCGGAGGAUAGCUCUUGCAGUGCUUGUCCUAGUAGGAUCGAAACCGAGAUGGAUGAUGUUUGGUUUCAUGCUUAUCACAGCCUUCCUGUCCAUGUGGAUUAGUAAUACCGCCACCACCGCCAUGAUGUUGCCAAUCGCCCAGGCUGUGCUGGACCAAGUCAAGGCAGAUAACCUACAGAUGGAAGAUGAGGACGGGGAGGCUGGUGAGGAACAUGCGAGAAAUGGAAGUCGUGUUGAGGAGAAGUCGGAUGCCCUCGAAAUGGAAAAGAUUGAAGUGGAGAAAGGUUCUGUAAACCGAUUAACAUCAACCACGAAGAGUUCCCUGAUAGAAGACAAGUCAGCAAGGUACGAUCUCAUGUGCAAAGGUAUCAUCCUUUGUGUUCCCUACGCGGCUAACAUUGGAGGUACCGCCACGCUGACAGGGACGGCACCCAACCUUGUACUGGCAGGUCAGGUCCAGAGCUUGUUUGGAUCUGAGGCUGAGAUAAGCUUUGGAGAGUGGAUUAUCUACGCUACGCCUGGCAUGCUGAUUUGUCUUCUCUUCACUUGGAUAUGGCUUCAGAUCUUCUACAUCGAUCGAUGGUGCUGUACGACGACAGGCGAUGAAAUCGACCAUAAAAAUGCAUCAAAGGUCAUCAGAAAGGAGUAUAAUAAUCUGGGCCCUAUGUCGUUCGCGGAAAAGGGAGUUCUUGUUCACUUUAUUCUCUUAAUUGCUCUGUGGAUAACGCGAAAACCGGGUUUCGUUACUGGAUGGUCAGUACUAUUCGAGGACGGAUACGUGUCCGAUGCUACAACUGCAAUGUUAAUCUCCCUCAUGCUGUGUAUGUUUCCAUCUCGCAUGCCCAAAUUCAUGUGCGGUCACAGUACAGAAGAGGAUGAGAAAGAGCAGAAAGGUCCGUGUCCAGCUCUCCUUGAGUGGAAAAUUAUCAAUGAAAAAAUGGCCUGGCUGGUCAUUAUACUUCUUGGUGGAGGGUUCGCCCUGGCAGAGGCAUGCAAGGUAUCUGGUCUUUCAGAGUGGAUAGGUGAUCAGUUUAUUGUGCUUGACGUCCUACCGCCAUAUGCCAUCGCCCUCGUCGUGUCUGUCAUCAUAGCUGCCUUUACUGAAGUCACCAGUAACACGGCUACAGCAACAAUCUUUCUACCCAUUCUUGGAAGCUUGGGAGAAAGCAUCGGUAUCAACCCACUACUCCUCAUGAUACCAGCGACGGUUGCCUGCUCAUUUGCAUUUAUGCUUCCUGUGGCCACGCCCCCUAACGCCAUUGCAUUCGCCAAUGGCCAGAUCUCAGUUAUGGAUAUGGUAAAGACCGGCUUCGUGUUGAACGUCAUCUGUGUGUUGGUUGCCAAUGCUAGCGUGAACACUCUUGGCGUGUUGAUAUUUGACGUGGGAAACGUCCCGCCUUGGUUGAACACCACGGACGCGUCAAUGUAAAGACACUGGACACUAUUGGUAACUAUACUUGCGUAACUGUUAGCAUCAAAACGUACUUUGGUAACGAGCAAUGGAUAUCAGUUGAUAUUAUAAAAAAUUGAAGUAACGUAGUUUUCGAGAAAGAGGCAAUUUUUCAUUUAAGCUGAAGCCUUUAAGCAACAAAGUAAUUCAAAAAGGGUGUUUUUUCCUUCAUUAAUCUCUCUUGCAAAUUCGAUGACCAACUGAGCCCAAAUUUUCAAAGGUUCAUUACUGUUACCGAAUCUCAAAUCCGCCAAUUUCCCUUUUUCAGGGGCAAUUUCGAAGAGUUUAAAGUUCCUCUUGAAAACGUCAAAUGAUAUGAUUGUUGAGGGAAACAUCGACUUAACAAACAGCUACCUGAGCGGAAUGUUUUCAAUGGAAAUAGUAUUUUAACUUGUUUAUAAUGCACUUGUUCACCAUUUU
Molecule: messenger RNA, 2500 nt
Organism: Asterias rubens (European starfish)
Lineage: Eukaryota; Metazoa; Echinodermata; Asteroidea; Forcipulatida; Asteriidae
Product: solute carrier family 13 member 5-like
Exons: 14
Coding region: 230-2059 (609 amino acids)
Biological process (GO): monoatomic anion transmembrane transport
Cellular component (GO): membrane
Molecular function (GO): transmembrane transporter activity
Source: RefSeq, a predicted model, not a curated record